Messenger RNA from Hypoxylon trugodes, 1013 nucleotides. Its product is annotated as Mss4-like protein. Gene Ontology annotation, molecular function: carbon-sulfur lyase activity. The transcript is spliced from 5 exons. Bases 310 to 891 code for a protein of 193 amino acids. Lineage: Eukaryota; Fungi; Ascomycota; Sordariomycetes; Xylariales; Hypoxylaceae. The record is from RefSeq and is a predicted model, not a curated record.
ACCGUACUUUCGCUGAUUUCGCAUUGCCUAAUUUCUCCUAGUUUCAAGAUUCGAGGCUGAGCAUUAUUUCUUUCUCCACCGAGUACUUAUUUACUUAUCGUUGACUCAACUUCUUGUUGGUGCUAUAUUGUUGUUGUCGUGGUAUAUAUUUAUUAAUAAUUCUUCUCUUCUAACCUAGUAUCCUCAGGCUCUCAACUAUUCCAAGCUUCUCCCGCCUGAAUUUAGCGCGUGUAUUGGAUAUCACGAUACUGGCUUCAACAGCCCAAGAAUUUGUACCUCGCGGCCAAGAAACAUAUUAUCAGAUCAAAUAUGGACGCCCGUUGUCAAUGUGGCGCCGUUUCGUUUAAAACACCCCUCCCGGAACCACUUGCGCUCUACAUUUGCCACUGCGCCGAGUGUCGCCGUCAAACUAGCUCCGCCUUUGGCACCUCCGCCAUCUUUCCCCGAUUCCCAUUACCAAAAGCUGAGUUACUCUCCUGCUAUUCUCGUCCGACCUCUUCAGGGCAUACUUUAUAUUGUUACUUCUGCCGAGCCUGCGGGUCUAGACUUCUCCAUACGACGCCAGGUAAAAAUGUUGUCUCUAUAAAAGGAGGCUGCAUUGAAGGAUUAGACUGGACACGCGCAAUCCAUAUAUGGACCAAAUCUGCCAUGGUCCCAAUUCCCGAAGGGUCAGAAUCAUACUCAGAAGAACCAUCUGAAUCAGAUUACUGCGGUUCACAAGAAUCUCUCGACCAACCUCCUGACGCAGCGGGAAUACUUACGGGUAGUGGAGGAAUACCCACAGCGGCUGAUUAUGCGGGAGCUAUUCCCCCUAACCGCGUGAGGGGUGCUUGUGAAUUGAGUGGGAAUUUAAGUGGUGGGACAGUAUCAGAUAAGCCAUUCUUCGGAUAAGAAGCGUUGAUGAUUAUGUUAGUUGAGAGACUUUCUUUCGCCGAUGGCAACAGGCGCGUCACGAAGAUGUAGGGGAAUACCAUCUAGUGAUAUGUAUAUAUAUAUUUAUAUUUUUUUACAAU